AUGGUCACUCAGAUUAAUAUACCAUCAGAUCUUACUGAUGCAAACAAAGCUUUCAUGUCUCAAGGCUUCAAUGCUGACUUGAAUUCAAUAAUACUGUGCUCUCUAUUAAAUGGAAUAUAUACUGGAAUUGUUGCUGUUACACUUUGGAAUAUCUGUUACUUUGACUUUCUAGCAGCAAUUGCAAGGGGCAUUGCUCCAACUCUUCUUGUUGGACAUGUUGCAGCAGGUCAUACUCAUCCAGACAAUUCUUGGCAGGAAAGCACUGCAUCAAGCUCACUUCACUUUGGGAUACAUUCUGGAGAUCAUGACUCCCAGCAGGACUCCAUAAUGAAUGGUGACCUUGAAGCUCAACAGAUGAUAGAUGAUGAAUAUGGCCAUCACAUUGCAGUGGAAUCCCAGGAAGAUAUUGGUAUCAACAGUUCAGAGGGCAUCAUCCAUAGAGACUAUAAUGGGCUUGAUGUGUUGGAGAUACAAGUAUAG
Messenger RNA from Guyanagaster necrorhizus, 480 nucleotides. RefSeq lists its product as uncharacterized. The transcript has 4 exons. Bases 1 to 480 code for a protein of 159 amino acids. The record is from RefSeq and is a predicted model, not a curated record. Lineage: Eukaryota; Fungi; Basidiomycota; Agaricomycetes; Agaricales; Physalacriaceae.